UUUUUUUUUUUGUGUGUUCUCACACAUCAGACUUUGUAUUGAUGGCUCAGACCUGCCCAUCUGUUGUAGUCUUGACGUCAGAUUUGUUGGACCAGUCGCGUGUGUGUGUGGGGAUGUGAACAGCCACGGAGUUAAUACAUUGAAAACACGUUCUGUCGAGAAGAACAAUGUUCCGGGCAGUAAUAACACUAUCGGCUUGUCUGCUAGUUUUGACAGGAGCGACUUCAAUCUUCGACUUUGAUUGUCGUAGGCAAGGUUCUGAUUGCCUGAAUCAAGAAACCUGUAAUCAGACUUCUGGCGAGUGUAUAUGUAUACCAGCAGAUCCUGCUUCCAACUAUCGAUGUGCUAACAUCACUUCUGAAUGCCCUGAGGGUAAUUACGGAGAAAGCUGCACUCUGCAAAGAGUACAAGUAGAUUGUACCUAUGACGCAAUGUAUGUCAACAUAAAUCCUUACGGGGAUCCCCAGUUCCAGGGAUACAUCUAUGUAUACGGCUACGACAAACCAGGGGAGUGUUUCUUUAUUGAGACAGGCAACAUUACGAUUCCCCCGUUUGUUAAAAACAGUACACUUCUGAAGGGAUACGGCAUCGAACUCAAGCACAUUGGGAGUAAAUGUGGAGAUGCAACUUUGAAAAAUGAUACGCCCUCAUCGACAACAUUUGUUCGAAAAUUCUUUGUCCAGUAUGACAAGGAAUUCAAGUCUCCAGUGGAUCAGCUAGUCACAGCCCAAUGUACUGUGCAGGGCGGAGAUACGAUCUUUGUCAGCAGUCAGACCACACUCGUGGAGGAACAAGGUUCAGGUUAUAAAGAGGUGAAUUUCACUUCAUCGUCAAGCAGCGUCACUCUUGAGAUUCAGAGCGUUGAUUCCAAAACUUUAACAGAUAAAUCUGCAGUUAGACUUGGUGACCCUAUCAAAAUAGUCAUUAAAGGGCCGAGUCUCUUGAAGGUAGAGAACUGCACGGCUAGUGACGGUCCCAGCACUUCCAAAAUACAGUUCCUAACAAAUGGAUGUCCAGUAAUGAGAUACAAAAGUAUCGACGUCACCAGCAGACGACCAGACAGCGCCUCGUUUGAGAUUUCUCUGAAGGCGUUUAGGUUUAACGGCAAUAAUAAUAUCGUAAAUUUCACCUGCGCCAUCAAACUUUGCAGCAGCUCUGUCGAGUGCCAGAUGCCAACGUGUUCCUCGACAGACGUCAGUAAUACGACCAAAGACAACACACCAGCCCAAGCCUCAAACACCACCGCCGCCAGUCAGAAUUUCACGACCACAGCACCAUCGGCAGACAAUUCGACCACAGCACCAUCGGCAGACAAUUCGACCACAGCACCACCCCCUGCCGCCCCUGAGAACAACUCCACAGCAACGGGCGAAGGACUAAAGAGAAAACGUAGGGAGGCCACUGCUGGGAACUCAACUGUCACUGGAAGUGUCAAAGUCCUUGACCCUGAUGAAGCAGACACAAGUGGUGGCACUGGUGUGUCAGAGGUGUGUACCAACCAACGGGACUACUUGGCCGCAGUCAUCGUCCUGGGGGUCUUCGCUUCGUGCCUUGCCAUAACAAUCAUAGUGCUAUUGGUCAUCUUGAAGACUUCGAGGUCAAAGGUCGUACCCCACCGCCAGAAUACAUUCAACUCCCCAGUUCAGACCAUGAAGCUGCCUCGCUUAGACCUGCACGGCUCAAACUCUCACCAGCCAUUUUAAAAUCUAGAACAGUUCUUCAAACUCACAAUUCCAUAAUCAUGAACUACAAAUCUAAUUGAAUGAAAACUUCCCCAAAAGUCCUUUUUUGUUAAAAAAAAAAAUCAUUUAACUAUCCAACUGAAAACCUUUACGUUGUUAUGUCACUAAAUUUUCACUAGAGUUAUAAAAAAAUCAUUUUGAUAUAAUUUUUAUGCAUAAAUGUAGAAACUAUGAAAGCGAACAAAAAUAGUAUUUAGACUUUCAGACAUGAUCCACUUUUCACGUUACAGCAAUGGCAGACCAUAGAUUGAGUCGGUUUAUUCCUUCAAUACAUUCAUCCAUAUUUUAUUUGUUAAAUUUAUUAUUUCGUUAAUUAUUUUAAAAAUAUGUUUUAGUUGCUAAAUCUUUUAAUAACUGUUGACAUGUUUGAGUUUUUAUGUUUAAUUUUUUUUUAAAUAUAUAUGUUUAGAUUCCCCUCUGUGUGUCAUGGAACCAAUCCAUUUCUCCUUCUAGACAUUUGCACUCUAUAUCUUUACAUUACGUUCGACCCCACACUUUUAUUUACUUGAUAUAGAAACAAUUGUCCAUGUUUCCGAUAGUUUAGUAAACAACAAAUAAAUGUAAGGUACCAUUUUCCGAACUUGAGAUAUAUAAGUAAAAAAAAAAGUAAAGUCCCCUUUCAGACCUUUCGAUAUAUAGGGCAGAUGAUGUAAAGGUCAUCUGUUUCUGUGGCCUACGGUUAACUAGGGUGUCAUGUGGUCAGCACAACGACCAACUGCGUUUACUUUUGCCCAACUUAUGUCAGGGAUACAUUAGAGCUGGAUGGACUCAGAGACGCCCGAAGAUCCCAAAAUUAAAAUUCCAAGUUUUCACCAGGAUUCGAACCUCGGAAGCCAAGCGCUUUACCGCUCAGCAACCGCGCCUCCUUUCUUUUAUUAUCUUUAUCAUUGUAAUCUUGUGUAAUUAAUUAAAAUAGUGUAUAUUAACUCUUUUUCUCCUAACUGACGAUACCAGCGUUGAUUCUACCAGAAUUUGGUAAAUAAUUACGGAGAGAAAGAGUUAAAUAGGGGGAUAUGACGUAAUAUAAUGUUACAUACGGUAAUUUAAUGAAUCCUAACAUAAUAAAUAGGGCUGAUGAUGUGAAGUGUCAUGUGGCCAGCACAACGAUCAACCACCUUUAUUUUGUCCCAAGCUAAUGUCAGGUACCUAUUGGAGUUGUCGGAAUCAUGAGUGCCUUAAAACUCCCAAAAUUCAAAAACCUAGUCUUCACAGAGAUUAGAGCCCGUGGCCUUUAUUUCGGAAGUCAAGCUCUGUACUUCUCAGCCACCACGCUCCUGCCUUGAAUUAAGUAGAUAGAUAGUAAACUGUUGCCUUUGAUUCCAAAGAUUAAAGUUGAGUGCAGCAUUUCACGUGACCACGCAAAACCCAAUUGCGACCUGCAUAUUUUGCCACAUCUAAGACAGACAACGACGUUGUCCACCGGGGUCUAUUUAAGCUAUGGGAGCUUUCAAAUUACGUCAAAGGUUAAGUUGACCAAGUCUUCCAAACAUCGUCCCGAAUUGUCCUUCCAUCCCCUUAAUCUUCCUCUGUAAAUCACCUACAAACUUCCUUACACCACCUACAAACUUCCUUACACCACCUACAAACUUCCUUACAUCACCUACAAUCUUCUUCUUUCAAUUACAACUUCUAUACAUGAUCUACAAUCUUCCUUACAUCACCCACAAUCUUCAUCUUUAAAUCAUAUCAUAUACAGACUUCCUGACAUCACCUACAAUCUUCAUCUUUAAAUCAUAUACAGACUUCCUGACAUCACCUACAAUCUUCAUCUUUAAAUCAUAUACAGACUUCCUGACAUCACCUACAAUCUUCAUCUUUAAAUUAUACACAGACUUCCUGACAUCACCUACAAUCUUCAUCUUUAAAUUAUAUACAGACUUCCUGACAUCACCUACAAUCUUCCUCUUAAAAUCAGGUACUACAUCCCUUAUCACCAACAAUAUUCCUCUUUGAAUCCGUACAGUCUUCCUUAGUUAUCCGCCACAAUCUUCCAAACAUAACUAACCGUUGGGCUACCUAUACAACAAUCUGUUUCUUUAAUAAAACAUGUAACAAGAGUGAUUAAAAGUCUUUCUAAAAUAA
Biomphalaria glabrata is the source of this 3824-nucleotide messenger RNA. RefSeq lists its product as uncharacterized. Bases 168 to 1703 code for a protein of 511 amino acids. The transcript is spliced from 13 exons. The record is from RefSeq and is a predicted model, not a curated record. NCBI's taxonomy places the organism in Eukaryota, Metazoa, Mollusca, Gastropoda, Planorbidae.